UCAAGUGAAUAGUGAUGACGCAGCGUUGGGGGUGUCCUUCUGAAUAAGUUAUAAUGUUUACAAAACCAGCUGAUCGGUGUGUACAUGACGUGGAGGGAAUGAUGUGACUCCACGCAACAACUCUAAUGGUAUCCUGGUCGUCCGGGAAAUGACAGUGGUCAAAGGGUUUUCCUGUGCUGGCAAAUAGCUUAUCUAGCUGGAUUCGUACACGUUGUGAAGGACACGUCGAAGCCGCAAGUAUAAAAAUAACAAGAUCUACAACCUAAAUUCAUUGAACGUGAAGUUUUGAUCAGGAUUGUACUGCUAGCUUACCUCUAUAACUGAGAUCAACCUAUCGUAUCUAGUUUGUUCCUCAGAGUAAAAGUUUGGGUAGACCCAGUACGUACCGCUCUCUCAAUCGUUUUACCAGUACCAGUAAGGAAAAAAAAGUAAAUCAGUAAAAAACAAAAUAAUAAUAAUAAACAAGCAAAUCCUGAUCAUCGAUCGAAGAAAGUCACUCUUCUUAGUAGGCCCCUAUCUUCGAUUCGCAAUUCUAACAACUUAAAGAUGGGUCACUGGUUGUCUAAACUGAAGAAUGCUAUGUCUGAACUGGCGUUGAGUGGAAGCGGACCUCCCCUCCGCAUCCUCAUGCUUGGACUCGAUGCAGCAGGUAAGACAACGAUCUUGUUCAAGCUGAAACUGAACGAGGUUGUGACGACGAUCCCAACCAUAGGCUUCAAUGUGGAGACAGUCAAUCCGCUACCAGGGGUUUCCUUCACCGUUUGGGAUAUAGGCGGCCAGGAGAAACUCCGACAGCUAUGGAGACACUAUUACCAAGGAACGCAGGGUCUGAUCUUCGUGGUUGAUAGCAGCGAUAAGGAGCGUUUGUACGAGGCUCGUGAUGAGUUGUUCGGCAUCCUCCAGAGCUCUGAGAUCGGCCCAGAAGUCCCCGUAGUGGUCCUCGCCAACAAACAGGAUCUGCCGGGGGCUCUCAAGCCUUCCGAUGUCGCCGAAGCGCUGAACCUGCAUCGCCUGUCUCAAAACCCCUGGCACAUCCAGGCAACCUGCGCUCCUGACGGGGAGGGCAUCUACGAGGCGGUGGGGAUGCUUGCCAAGAUGGUCCGGGAAAGCAGGAAGGGUGGACGAAUACUAAGACGAAUUCAAGCAACGAUGGGGCUUCUGCUUUCCAAACUAGCGAGCUCUCUGCAGAGUUUCGUAUCGGGAGGUGCUCCCUGCCGAAUCCUGAUGCUUGGUCUUGAUGCUGCCGGCAAGACAACUCUCCUGUACAAGCUGAAACUCAACGAGGUGGUCACGACAGUGCCAACCAUCGGCUUCAAUGUGGAGACGGUGUCCCCUGCCCCCGGGCUGACCUUCACGGUAUGGGACGUGGGCGGUCAGGACAAGAUCAGAGCUCUCUGGAAACAUUACUUCCGGGGUACAGAAGGCGUUGUGUUUGCAGUGGAUAGUUCCGACUCUAGCCGAUUCGAGGAGGCGAGAGAGGAGCUGUUUCGGGUGAUGCAAGAUGACAACAUGUACUCUGGGGUUCCGGUGGUAGUCAUGGCCAACAAGCAAGAUUUACCGACCGCAGUGAGCCCGGCCAAACUCUGUGAUGCAAUGCGACUGCGCAGUCUGCCCAGGAACAAUCCUUGGCACAUCCAGGGGACUUGCGCCACCAACGGCGAUGGAGUGCUUGAAGCGGUGACGGCCCUGGGCAAGAUGGUGAAACAGUUCAAGACAGAAAACCGGCAUUAGACUGCUGUCAACAAAACUACAGAGGUUUUUAAAAAUCGGGAAAUAGAACAUUAAAAAAAGUAAAGUUUGUCACGAGCCAAUUUGGCCCAUCAGGCUGGCGUUUAUCAGGCCG
Patiria miniata (bat star) is the source of this 1843-nucleotide messenger RNA. RefSeq lists its product as uncharacterized. Gene Ontology annotation, biological process: intracellular protein transport; vesicle-mediated transport. Lineage: Eukaryota; Metazoa; Echinodermata; Asteroidea; Valvatida; Asterinidae. Gene Ontology annotation, molecular function: GTP binding; GTPase activity. The transcript is spliced from 8 exons. The record is from RefSeq and is a predicted model, not a curated record. Bases 547 to 1731 code for a protein of 394 amino acids. Gene Ontology annotation, cellular component: plasma membrane; cytoplasm.